AUGUCACCGCGUGUUUUUGUAGUUACAGGAUCAAACAAAGGAAUAGGUAAAUCAAUAGUAAAACUACUUUUGCAGGAUAAAGAAGAAAAAAUUGUUUAUUUAACAUCAAGAAAUAUAGAACUUGGACUUAAAGCUGUAGAAGAAUUAGCUGCUUUAGAUCUGCAUGCUGAAUAUCAUCAGCUUGAUAUCACAGAUCAAAAUAGCAUUAAUUCUCUACGUGAUCAUUUACUCUCUAAACAUAAUGGUCUUGAUGUGUUAGUUAACAAUGCAGCCAUUGCUUAUAAAGAAGCUAGCAAUGCACCAUUUUCAGAGCAAGCAGAAGUUACUAUCAAUGCAAACUUUUUUGGUACAAUUCAAGUUUGCGAUACCCUCUUUCCUAUAUUAAAACCUAAUGCUAGAGUUGUUCACGUAUCCAGCAUGGUUAGUGAAUACGCUUUUAACAAGUUAUCUGAUGAUCGCAAGCAACAAUUCAAAAACAGCAAUCUGACUAUAAAUGGACUUAAAGAAUUACUUUUGUUGUUUGUGGAACAUGCAAAAAGUGACACGUUAGUUGAAAAUGGAUGGCCUAAAACCGCAUAUGGAAUGUCUAAAAUUGGUGUUUCAAUUUUGACACAACUCCAGCAACGGGAGUUUGACAAAAAUCCUGAAUUAAACAUUAUUGUUAAUUCUUGUUGUCCGGGUCUUGUCAAUACUGAUAUGACUGGUGGAAAAUAUGAUAACAUGUUAACUCCAGAUGAAGGCGCUGAUACACCUACUUUUCUUGCUUUGCUUCCCGUCGGAGAUAACUCGAUGCCCAAGGGCUGUUUUUAUAAAUUAAGAAAACCUGUUCCCUAUCCACCAUCCUCAUAAGGAAACAUUUGUACUUCAUUUUUUUUUAAAAAAUGUGUAAAAAGAAAAUUACUAA
Messenger RNA from Hydra vulgaris (swiftwater hydra), 904 nucleotides. RefSeq names its product carbonyl reductase [NADPH] 1. Gene Ontology annotation, molecular function: carbonyl reductase (NADPH) activity. The record is from RefSeq and is a predicted model, not a curated record. Lineage: Eukaryota; Metazoa; Cnidaria; Hydrozoa; Anthoathecata; Hydridae.